GGAACCGAAUGUAACGUUUCCUGGUUUUAUAUCAUCCAUGAACAUUUCUGGCAACAGUCUGCGUUGAUACCGCGCCACCAAAGUGGGCGCCGCAUGAAUAAAGCAUGAUCUCCUCUGCGGCCGGCGGCGAGCGGACGCCGGAGGUUUGAGCCACUGCGGCUGCUGUAGCUGCGGGAGGAGGAGGAGAGCGGAGACCGCUCCUGACGUGGACGAUUUCCGUGAAGAGACGAUGGAGCUGUAGCGGCGCGGAGCUCGAUCUGUCGCGCAUUGAGCUGGAAACCGAGCCGGGAUUUCGCCCCGAACGCAGCCUGAUCCGGGUCCAGGGGAGUUGUCAGGCACGCGUCCCCGACAGCCUGAUCGCUUUGUGUGUCCUCCCCCCCAGCCACAAUCAUGAUAAAAGCCAUUUUAAUAUUCAACAACCACGGGAAACCACGGCUGUCCAAAUUCUACGAGCAUUACACGGAGGACACGGAGCAGCAGAUCAUCAGAGAAACCUUCCACUUGGUCUCGAAGCGGGACGAGAACGUCUGUAACUUCCUCGAAGGCGGAAUGUUGAUUGGAGGAUCAGACUACAAGCUGAUCUACAGACAUUACGCCACGCUCUACUUUGUGUUCUGUGUGGAUUCCUCGGAGAGCGAACUAGGAAUUUUAGACCUAAUCCAGGUGUUUGUGGAAACGCUGGACAAAUGCUUCGAGAACGUCUGUGAGCUUGACUUAAUUUUUCAUGUAGACAAGGUCCACAACAUCCUGGCAGAGAUGGUGAUGGGCGGCAUGGUCCUGGAGACCAACAUGAAUGAGAUCAUCACGCAGGUGGACGCUCAGAACAAGAUGGAGAAGUCUGAGGCCGGUAUUGCAGGAGCUCCUGCUCGUGCUGUAUCAGCUGUAAAGAACAUGAAUCUCCCGGAAAUGCCCAGAAACAUCAACAUUGGUGACAUCAGCAUAAAAGUGCCAAAUUUACCUUCCUUCAAAUAGUGGCAGCGAGAUCCUGAGCCUGCAGAUGUUAGCCAGUGUUUACCGUGAUGCAAUCUGUUUACCAAAACCUCAAAUUACUAUCUUUUAUGAAAAUGGUACAUCCUAAAGGUACUGUGUGAUUUGACACUCCUUGUUCUGGUGUUACACUAUGUCUUUGAGUUUGCUAAUAAAGAGAAAAAUAUUUUACUGUGUUUUGUUUCUGAAGAAGUAAUGAAGUAUUUAUCAGUGGUACAUUCCUUCUGCCUCGCUGGGGGUUGGUCUUUGACGUUCAGCUGCUACAGGACCGAUCUGUUUAAGUUUGAAGUAAUUCUGCUUAUUAAAAUGUUUACCUAAUGGGCAGCAUGGCAGACGUUUUAGGCCAAACAUAUUAGUUUGGUUAUACCAAGAUGGAGAAGACUAAAUGAAGUCCUUCUAAACACCAAAAUGUAAUGGUAUGCUACAGUAUUGAAAGUCGUACAUUUUAGCUUGUUUGUAAAAUCAAUAUAAACAAUAAAGAUUAUUUUGCAGAUAUGCUGUGUAAUGGAUGAAUGCUGAAAUGUUUGUUUGUAUGCAAAAUAUUUUUAAAUGAUUUGUCACUACAUGACAAACUGUCAUUUAAAUCUGUGCACGACUUUUGUUCCACUUCUUUUUCAACAUAAUAAAUUGCUGAAACUCAAGAA
Messenger RNA from Betta splendens (Siamese fighting fish), 1631 nucleotides. Its product is annotated as AP-3 complex subunit sigma-1. The transcript has 6 exons. Lineage: Eukaryota; Metazoa; Chordata; Actinopteri; Anabantiformes; Osphronemidae. Gene Ontology annotation, biological process: intracellular protein transport; Golgi to vacuole transport. The record is from RefSeq and is a predicted model, not a curated record. Bases 391 to 972 code for a protein of 193 amino acids. Gene Ontology annotation, cellular component: AP-3 adaptor complex; membrane coat; intracellular membrane-bounded organelle.